Molecule: messenger RNA, 1894 nt
Organism: Oncorhynchus kisutch (coho salmon)
Lineage: Eukaryota; Metazoa; Chordata; Actinopteri; Salmoniformes; Salmonidae
Product: transcription termination factor 2, mitochondrial-like
Exons: 2
Coding region: 177-1313 (378 amino acids)
Biological process (GO): termination of mitochondrial transcription; regulation of DNA-templated transcription
Cellular component (GO): mitochondrial matrix
Molecular function (GO): double-stranded DNA binding
Source: RefSeq, a predicted model, not a curated record
AGCACAACAGCAAUGUAGGCGGACGGGAAAAGAGCCAAUCACACGCGUUAUGAAACACGUGAGCAGAGGGCGUUUAGAAUCUUUCAUAAUGGUACAAAUGCCUGAACAACUUCCAGCGUCAAUUUGUGUAUUCCCCGGGACAAUAAACUGGUCAUCUUUACUUUAGUGCCUUAACAAUGCUCCGUGCCACCACUGCCUUCCUGUGCUCCUAUUGCCAGAAGAGGAGCGUCUUAACCCCUCAUAUGAGCUUCUCUGCCUCUACCCUGACCAACAAGCGGCCAGAGAACCAGCAAACUGUCGACUCCCUUUAUGACCUAUCGGUGGACAUCCGUAAAGUGCGUAAGUUCAAGGGAUGGGUGCUGUCAGAGAACUCUGUGUACGUGUACGAGACGGCGGCCCUGCUGCGGGACAUGGGCGCUGACACUGCUUCCAUUGCCCGUGUGCUGGAGACCUACCCCGAGGCUAUCCUGUGUCGGCCCGAGGACGUGGCAGCUCAGCGGGACCUCUGGUCCUCCGUAUGCCCCAACCGGCGUGAGCUGGUAGGCAUCAUUGAGAAGUUCCCUGCCUCCUUCUUCACGCUCACGCACCACACCAACCAGCGUGACAACAUACGCUAUCUCCAGAGCCUGCGCCUCAGCAAGCGCAUCAUCGGGAAGCUGAUGGCCAGCGCCCCCCAGAGCUUCAGCCGGCCUGUGGAGAGCAACCAGGAGGUCAUCCACACGCUGCGAGAGACUUACCUGGACCUGGGAGGGGACGAGGGAAACCUGCGCUUAUGGUUCCAAAAGCUGCUCAGCCAGAACCCCUACAUCCUGAUGCGGCCGGCUGAGGCGUGGAGGGACAGUCUGGGCUUCUUGAGGGAGAAGGGCUUCACCACAGAGGAGCUCCUGGUCCUGGUCUCCAGCCUCAGGGCCUCCAUCGCAGAGCUGCAGCCUGAGGCCAUGCAACAGGCUCUGGACUACACCCAGGGGGUGCUCUUGUGCUCUGAAGAUGAGCUCCGGGAGAUAGUCCUCCGCUGCCCUGCUGUACUGUACUACUCUGUGCCUACUCUGGUGGGCCGGUUCAAGGGGCUGCUGGACGUGGGGGUGAGCAUGGACCAAGUGAGGGAGACGCCCAACGUGCUGGAGCUCACCACUCAGAUUGUGCUCUACCGCAUCCAGAAACUAGCCUCCUACGGCUAUGACGUGCGAGGUGGCAGCCUGGACGUUAUCGUCGGCACCAAGAAGGACUUUGAGAUGACCUACAGCAAACUGCAGCUAAGGCAACAACGACCACUCUUCAACCCUGUUGCCCCCCUCAGGACCGCAGAGGAGUGAAUGUCAAUGGACCACAUCUUGAUGUUUUAAGGGGAUGGGAUGAAUACUGCACGGUUGCAGAACAAGCUAUGGGUGUUUUACUGUAAUUACUGAUUGGAUACUGAGGUCUUAUGUCUGUUGGCAUGAGCUAUACAUUUCCCCAAUGUGUAUUGCGUAUAAUGGGUUUGCUAUGGAGACCUCUGUCUCCAGAAGUAGGUGGAUCAUCCAAUCAUUGUCAGGAAAUGGCUGUUUGUUUCAAUUAGCCUGAGUCACCUAUCAACAGCCACUGUUCUAUACUCUAUAACAUGAGAUGAGAAAGAAUAAUGUUCCAAGUUUUCAUAUUUGUAUCUAUUGAUGAAAUGGUAUCCCUUGCACCUUAUGGUUUAAAUGUGUAUGAACUCUACUGACAGCAUUAUCGAGACAGUAUGAAAGAUCCAAGUAUUUCACACUGUUAUGCUAAAUACUAACUGGAAUCAUUGAUGUAAAGAAAGUGCUGUGUUAUUUUUACAUUUAAGCUAAUUGGCACACAUUUUGGUAUAGGUCCUUGUAGGCUGGAUUGACUUGAUAACAUCAAGUUUAAAAAAAAUAAAACUUAUAACAGA